This is a messenger RNA of Pedinophyceae sp. YPF-701, 1572 nucleotides long. The record is from the annotation of a GenBank genome assembly. Lineage: Eukaryota; Viridiplantae; Chlorophyta; Pedinophyceae.
AUGAGUUGGCUCGCAGUCCAUGCCCGCCGGUGGCGCGCCGUCACGCCCGCAACCGGGCUGGUGCGCUGGCUGUCGUCCAACGCCGCGGACAAGUUCCAGGAGGUCACUGCCAGCGAUAUCCAGCGGUUCCAGGAGCUCCUCGGCCCCGACGGCGUGGUCACGAGCGAGGACCGCCUCGAGUCCUACCGCGUGGACUGGAUGAGGAAAUACCGAAGCGAGUCUCCCGUUGCGCUCCUGCCAAGGUCUACGCGCGAGGUCGCGAGCGUGCUGCGGCACUGCUCCGCGCGCAACAUCCCCGUCGUGCCGCAGGGAGGCAACACGGGCCUCGUCGGCGGCAGCGUCGGGAUCGCCCGCGAGGUCACGCUCAGUCUGUCGCGAAUGAACCAAGUGGUCAGCAUCGACGAGAGCUCGGGCAUCGCGGUGGUCGAGGCGGGCGUGGUGUUGCAGCACUUGGAGGACGCGCUGGCGAAACACGGGCUUGCGGCGCCUGUGGAGUUCGGGGCGCGUGGGUCGUGCCAGCUGGGCGGCAUGGUCGCGACGAACGCGGGCGGCAUGCGCGUCCUGCGGUACGGGUCGCUGCAGGGCUGCGUGCUCGGGCUGGUGUGCGUGCUCGCGGACGGCGAGGUGGUGGACCUGAUGGGCGGCGGCGCGCGGUCCGACACCGCGCUGCGGAAAGACAACACCGGCUUUGCCCUGAAGAACCUGCUCAUCGGCUCCGAGGGCACCCUCGCCGUCGUCACCCGCGUCGCGCUCCUCUGCCCGCCCGCCCCGGCCUCCCACCAGGUCGCCCUGCUCGCCUGCCCCACCUUCGACGCCGCCCUCGGCGUCCUGCGGCUCGCCCGGCGGCACCUCGGCGAGAUCCUCGCGUCGUUCGAGUUCUUCGACGCCGCGUGCGCGGACGUCACGGCCAGGCACGGCGUGCAGAACCCGCUGGCGGCGGGGGACCGGGAUCCGUGGCCGGUGUAUCUGGUGGUGGAGACGCACGGGGCGCGAGAGGAGCAUGACAGAGAGAAGCUGGAGGACUUCCUGGGGGCCGCGAUGGAGGACCGCGAGGGCGGGGGCGGGCUCGUGGGCGACGGCGUGAUGGCCGAGGGCUCGGAGCAGGCCGACGCCAUCUGGGCGCUGCGCGAGCGCAUCACGGAGUCGAUGGCGCGCGAGGGGCGCGUGUACAAGUAUGACGUGUCACUCCCCCCCCACGCCAUCUACCAGCUCGUCGAGGCCACCCGCGCCCGCGUCGCCGCCGCCUGCCCCGGCGCCCAGGCGUUCGGCUUCGGACACCUCGGCGACGGCAAUCUCCACCUCAACGUCGUAGCGCCGCAGGACGCACGCGACCUCACGGAGGUGCUCGAGCCGUGGGUGUACGAGCAGGUCCGGAACGAGGGGGGCAGCAUCAGCGCGGAGCACGGGCUCGGGCGGAUGAAGCGCGACGCCGUGCUGUACUCGCGCACGCCGUCGGCGAUCGCAGCGAUGGCGCGCGUCAAGAGGGCGCUGGAUCCGCAGGGGCUGCUGAAUCCGGGCAAGGUGCUGCCGGAGUGGGCGAUCACGGCGGCGGAGUGUGACAAGUGCGAGUGA